This is a messenger RNA of Aspergillus melleus, 798 nucleotides long. RefSeq lists its product as uncharacterized. Lineage: Eukaryota; Fungi; Ascomycota; Eurotiomycetes; Eurotiales; Aspergillaceae. Bases 1 to 798 code for a protein of 265 amino acids. The record is from RefSeq and is a predicted model, not a curated record. The transcript has 2 exons.
AUGGGGAGAUUGUUGUCGAUAGCAGCUGUCACUGCGGCGCUGCUAACCGCUGCAUCGGCCCAGAUCAGGGUUCGUCUGAAUCCAUCUAACGUGCGCUCCUUGGCGGAGCCUGAUUUUCACACCUGGACAAUCGAGAGCGAAAGCCAGAAUGCGUCAACCACUGUUGAUAACGUCUCGUUUGGAUUAUCUGCCGACUCGCAACUAGAGGGCAAUUACUUCAAAUAUCAGUACACGCGAACCAUUUCGCACCUUGGAGAGCGUGUCGUCAACCAAGGGAUAACGGCAGGUGACGAGUCUGGGGAUAUCGUUCUGUCCAUCAAAGGACUGUCCAAAGGGGAGCACACGCUUCUCGCCUGGCACAACGCCUGGGACGCUGUUGAUUCGAUCGGGUCGGUGUCUGUUUCUGUGAAUGGCGUGAAGAAAACCUCGGCCAAACAAUCCGUGCGCGUGGAUAACAUCUGGGAGGCCGCAACCUCGUAUGUCACCUUCAGUGUGAACUCGGAAAACGAGGAAGUAAAGUUCAGCUACGCACCGUCCGGCAACUCUGAGGAUGUGGGCGUAGUCCUGAACGGAUUCGAGAUCGACACGCCCGCGAUCGGAAACCAGAUAUCCUUCCCAUCACCGAACCACCGCGACGAGCGGAUCCAGCCAGAGAAUGGAAAUGGUAUUAUCGCAUCGUGGCGGGCGCCAUCAUCUGCCAAGGGCGCUACGUAUAAUGUCUACCAAGGGACUGCGACAGAUGAGCUGAAGUUGACAGCCAAGGGCCUGAACAAGACGGAGACCAGCCUGUCCGGUUAG